Molecule: messenger RNA, 911 nt
Organism: Ciona intestinalis (vase tunicate)
Lineage: Eukaryota; Metazoa; Chordata; Ascidiacea; Phlebobranchia; Cionidae
Cellular component (GO): plasma membrane
Source: RefSeq, a predicted model, not a curated record
UUUUUGAUUUAGAGGUUAUCGCAUAUCUUACUCUUUUAAACUAACUUAGCUAUGCGCGCAAUCGCCGUUCUAUCGCUGGUAGUUGCAAUAUUUGCUCUCAUAAUCUCCAUAGUUGCUGUUGCAACACCAGGAUGGUUGGACGAUGGAAGGGGGGUGUUUUUGUCUUGUAAUGGAACAUUAAGCAUCCAAACAUGCUCUAACGUUUUAGGCGAUGAUAAGAUGAGUUUUGUGACAUCAAUAUUGCUCUUGAUCGGCAUUGUUUCUAUUGUCUGUGGGCUAAUUUUUUUUAUUGUCUUUAUGAAACACAACAAAAAGAAUUUUGGUCUGUCUGCCAGCGUCAUUUACGCGAUUGCAGUUGCUGGAAUGGUCGUUGGUGGAGCAGUUUUUACUGUUGGUUAUAUUAAUCAGACAACAGUGCAAGGCGGCGUCACGAAUUUCGGUUACAGUUACUACCUUGCAUGGGGAAGCGCAGCUCUCUGCAUUAUCGCUUCAGUCACGUCCUGCAUUGAUAGCUUAAAGGGAAGCGCUUAAGUGCAACAUUGUUGCAGUAAAUUUCGCGUUUCGACAGUUAUUUAACGUAGAAUUGCUUUAUUUUUUUAAUAUUAUCAUUGACAAACCCUAAAGUUGAUUUAUGAAUGUUUUCUUUACCAUGCAAAUCAAUCGGAAAACCCGUUUACGUAAGAAUAAGUUCAUUUUAUAAAUUACAGAUACAACAAGUGUAAUAUACAUUUUUGCGAAAUAUCGACUAUAUGUACAAAAUGAGGUAAAACGAAGGAACGUUACACAUCUGUGCAACAUAUAUAUAUAGAGGGAGAGGCUUGUGUGUGCUGUUGAUUUUAAAAUAAAGCGUUAUCCAAAUUGUAACAGGCGUUAAAAUAUAACUACAUUGUAAUAAACAGAAUGCUUACGAA